Messenger RNA from Myripristis murdjan (pinecone soldierfish), 7584 nucleotides. RefSeq lists its product as uncharacterized. Gene Ontology annotation, cellular component: cytoplasm. The transcript has 20 exons. Lineage: Eukaryota; Metazoa; Chordata; Actinopteri; Holocentriformes; Holocentridae. The record is from RefSeq and is a predicted model, not a curated record. Bases 1 to 6576 code for a protein of 2191 amino acids.
AUGGAAGACUAUCUGCGGAGGGUCCAGAGCAGACUCGGGGCAGAGGAAUCAGAGGUUCCCAAAAUCCAUGCUGUUUUAGGCGGGCCAGAAGCAGAUGUUGACACAGUGGCCUCAACGCUGAGCCUAGCACUUCACCUCGACCAGAGGGAACCAGCAGGUGGAGUGUGCGUGCCCGUCUUAUAUGUCCGUCGAUGUGACAGCAUGCUACCUGGAGAGACAGUGACGUAUCUGCGGAGGGUGAAAAUUUGUGAGAGCCUGCUGCUGUGGAGAGAGGAUGUAGAUUUGGUGAAUCUUCAUCAAAAGGGGAAACUCUCGCUCACACUGCUGAGAGAUCGACUGCUAGAUAGCUCUGAGUACCACAUUUUGGAGUCCAGCGUCCUGCGGGUCGUCCACUGGGAUGCAGUGGGGGAGGGGGAGGAAGGGCCAUCGUCCGCAGUGACGACGGUCGCCAGGGAGAUUCUUCAAGAGGCAGCAGAGCACAUCGGAGCGGCGCUGGGGGAGACUCUCGGAGAGGCCUUGCGGCUACAAAGUGAAGCUCUGUGGAUCAAACAUGGCCGCCGUUCAGUACAGCUGGAGGAGCUCAUUAGCUCACUGGAUCAAUGGAGUGAUGUCACUGCAGAUGAACGCCAUGAUGAGGCCAAGCUGCAAGAAUUAGAGCAGCUGCUGGCAAAGGAGCUGAAAGAGUUUUCAGAUGGAGAGAUGACAAUAGCGUUCACGACACUGACUUCAGAUGUGGAGGAUUGGGAUGGUUGUGUUGAGGAGCUGAAGACAUUCUGUCAUCACCAUGGUUACGAUGGCCUGGUGGUGGUCUUCGCUGUCAGUGAGACAGUUCAACAGCCAGGCCAGCAGGUGGUCGUCUACUCGAGUAACACAGAUAUCUUGAACCAGAUCUGCUGUGAGUUUGAAGAGUCUUCUAGCUGGGCCUUUUCUGGUGAGCUGGCCAGAGAGGGUGCCUCGGGCUUUCUCCAGCACUACCACCUCCCUACAAACACCUCCUCUUUGUCUGAUACUACUCUGCUGGAGCAAGAGAUCCAGGGCCUCCUCAAGGAGUUUGUUGAAAGACGCAGGUCUGUGCUGGCCUGUCACCCCAGCAGCAGGACCUCCUCCACAGAGGGAGUGGCAGGCAGCGUUGAGUUCUCCCAGGGAUCAUCUGGAAUCAACGACAUGUAUGGCUCUGACAUAGAGAGAGCUGAGGGAGGUGGUGGAGAUGUUGCAAGGGUGAUGGCAGAUGCCGAAGAGGUAGGAGUUGGUGCUGGUGGGGAGCUGGUGAGCCCAGACAGUGGUAUGGCCACCAUCCGCAGUAGCCGCUCCUCCAAGGAGAGCUCAGUGUUCCUUAGCGAUGAUAGCCCAAUUGGUGAGAUUAUAGCAGCAGGGGGCGCAGCAGCAGGGCCAGGGGGCCUGUUCCUCAGAAACCCCUCUCCCCUGGGGUUUUCUUCUCUCUCUCCUCCUGUACCACCUGAGAGAAGAAGGCACCGCUCUGGCAGAAAUAGAAGUGACAACUUUGACCUGUUUAGUUUUGACCCUCUUCAUUGUAGUAACCACUCUCUGCCAGCAGGAGGGACAGUAACAUAUGGUGCAGGAAGAGGAGAUGAUGGACGAAGAAGACCAGAGAGCUCCAGCCUAUCAGAAUUUGAGGAGCUGAGUCUGGUGGAUUUUUCAGCUGUUAAGUCUUUGGUUGGGGUUGAAGGUGAGAAUUCAUCAGAUGACCACCAACAGCAUUGUGGUGUCAUCCAUGGGAGUGAGAUAAUUGACACUGUGGUUCCUCCAACCCCAGUAAACAGCUUGGUGGGUAGUUGCCCACCCAGCAGUUGUGAAGUGAGGUUCUUCCCAGAAGAUGUAGUUGAAAGGAUCUCCGGCCUACAACACAAAGAAAGUGUCUCAUCUUCCUUAUCCGAAGCCUGGGAUGAACUUGGCUUUGACAUGCGAGAGGGUGUGUCCAUAUCUGAUGCUAAGCCUUGGAAACUGACUGAGGAAGAUGGAACUGAGAGCGUACAGAACAUUGUGGAGGAAGUUAGAGGCAAGGGGCUGAGUGGAGAAGUGAGAGAUGAAGAGCGAGGGGGAGAGAAUUUAAAGUCAAUGAGCAACCACCAGAGGGAUGUGAGCCUGAAACCCCAACUUAGCCUGAUCACUGAGCACAUAGAAUCCUUUGACAACUGGGAUCACAUUUCUGAAUUUACAGAACCGUGGAAUCCUACUACUAUGGCUAGUCUGCAACUUACACCACCAGAGGAGGAAGUAAAUGUAAAAAACAGACAUUUUGUCAUUGGAGUUAAAGACAAAACAUCCUCAGUGUCAAGAAAGAAAGAGCUCUUGAGCACACUAACACCAGACACAUCUAAAGAAGAGGAUGAUGGGCUACAGGGGAGAAAAGGAGAUCGACAGAUGGAGCUCCUAGACUUCUGGACUUACUCGGCUCAGAAAGGAUUUAUCAAAUCUGAUAGCGGAACCACCACUUCAUACCCCGAGUCUCUAGAUAUGUGGAAUAUGACAAUCCAGGAUGAUAGCUUAUCACCUCUCACCACCCCCGACAACUUAUCAGAACGCUCAGAUUCUUUCUGUGGGCGGAUCUCUAAAGCUGGAGGUGGGGCUUCUUUGGAAAGUCCACUCGGAUUCUCUGAUGGUGGGAUGCAGAUGUGGAACACCACCAUACAGGAAGAUAGCUCUUCCACAGUAACAAGCCCUGAAGGACCAGAAACAGGAAGGGACCUUGGCAACAUGGAAUCAUGGGAUGUCUCCACUGAGGCUCCUGAGCCACAUGGAAACAAACAAAUGGAAGAAGAAAUAGUGGUAGAGGAGGAGAGAUCCACAAAUAAAGCACUUAGUCUGAUACCAGAAGAGGUGGGGUGGAGAGGGGGAGGUAUUGAACAUGAUGUGAAAAUAGUUAUAGAGGGAGAGGGAGGUACAAUAUGGACUGAGGAAACAGGGGAUGAUGACACCAAGGAUGUUCCAAUCCAACAGGCUGUCAAGCAGAAUAUGGCAUCAGAAAAUUCACAAGAUCAGAUGUCCCCCAACCAGGGCCUUGGCAACUGGUCCAUCCCUACUCCUUGCAUGGUCACCUCCACCUCAGAGUAUGACAAUGUAGGAGCAGGGGGUUGGAGCUUGCCAUCUUCCCCUGAAACCUAUACUGGCCCUACAGUGGAUAUAAUACAGCUAGAUGGACAGUCUAGCCCUUUUAUAGCUGUGGCCAACCCUUUGGAGACAAAUGAUCAAUUCCAGGGGCCUGAUUCUCACAGAAACAAUAAAUGUGGAGCAAUGGCUGCAGAUAAUCAGCAGCCAGCCAGCCAAGUAUUCCUGUUUGAGGGAACUAGAGAGCUGGGUCAUGUGACCAGGAGUGGGGGAAGUUCCAUUGAGAGUGAGUAUGACAACAAAGUUGUGGAGGGAUCACAGGAGGCUUUACCUGAUUGGACAGAGCAAGCUAGUGGCCAUUCCCCAUUUAUUUUAGUGGAUGGCUCCUCCCUCAGUCAGUCUGCUUCACCUACCACUAUUCACCCCCAAACUGAUCAAUCAUUGUCUCCAAGCCUUGUGAAGACAAGCAAUCUCCCAAUAUCUCCUCAGAAACAUGACUGCUCACAAAUUGCAUAUAACAGUGCUUCAUCACCAUCUGACUGGACAAUUAAAACUGCCUACACUGAAGAUGGAGCUGCCAUUGAAAGCCAGGGGGAACCUCAAAUUCAAGGCAAUGGAAAUUUGGAGGGGACUAUUCCUGACACCAUGUCUCUGAGCUCCAGCUCUGGAGGUGAGAGGGAUGUACUGAAAUAUAGCCCUGACAGCCUUCACCCAGGCAGUCGAGAUGACCUCAGGUCCAAUUCUGAUGGAGAUUCUUCAUCAGGCCUAGAAAUGGAGUUCAUCAUUUUGCCUGGCACUGUAAAAGAGGCAGAGAGAGAAAGGAAGAACACAUUCAAGCCUAGAGAAAAUGAUAGUGGGAGGCAAGCAAGAGGAACAGAGCGGUCCAUGGAGACAUACAGCAUGCUUUCAUAUGCUGCCACACUAUUGCAGACCCAAGCCCAAGCCUCACAUAGAAAGCACCAGGAGAUUACAGAACACAGCAGACAAAACCAAUCAAUUAGGGAAACUGAGAGUUCACUGAGUGCAGAUGCACAAGAGAAUCAAGCUCUGUUUGUUCAAACUACAUUAGAGAGCCCUAGCCAAUCUGAUAUUGGUAUGAGACAUUCAAGCCAAAGUACUAACGACAAACACAACCAACAUCAACCUACUGGAGAUGUGCGCAGUUCUUCUCAACCUUUUAUAGGCAGCUUGCAUUGCCAAACAAGUAUUGAUAAUUCCAGUCAACAUCAUGCAGUACCAGAGAUUUUCACUCCCAAUCAAUCAAAAACAAACACUGAAAGUUUCCUGCAGCCAUUAAGACCAACAAGUGGCAACCAAAGUCGGAUAGAUGAGGGAAACUACGAUCAAUCAAACAACAUGGCGAGAAGUGUCUCUUCCUCUUUGAGAUAUCCAUCAGAUCAUUUUCUGAAAACAAGAGAGGAGGUUUAUGUUCAUUCGCAAAUCUCAAUGGAAGAUUCAGAUGAAGGAGGACAGUCUCCAUCUGCUCCUCCACCUUGUCAUCCUUCUUUGGAUGGCCUCCAAGUUUGGGGUGGUCAACUAGUUGGACAGGACAUCCCUCAAGCCACCUCUGAACCACAAUCCCCUGUACUUACAAACAGUUCCUUCUCCCACAACAGCUCUUUGAUUGGCACUCCAGGAAGUGAAUCAGGUCACACAACUGAGAGAAGACUUGGAUUACCAUUUUCUGGAGAUUUAAUGGACAAUGAGGAUGAUGAGGAAGAGCAUGAGGAAGAAACUGGUUUGGAGCAACCUGCCGUACCCAAUUGGACUUCAGGAGCAGAAGUAGAUCACAUUCAACGACCACACUCAGGAGAAUCUAAAAGGAUCCUUGGUUACGAUGAAUGGUCAGCUGAGCAGAAAACUGGAAGCCAUGAAGCAUCUCAAGAAAGCCAGUCAUCCUGUCUAGGCUGGAGCCCCACUACAGCUAAUGGAAACAGCUCCCCUAGCUCUCUCACAAGAUGCCAAGGUGUGACAUCACAAGCCUCAUCCCAGCCAACCAGUGAGAAUGGUCUGUACCAGUGGACAGCAAGUCAGGACAUAACUGAGGCUCAAACCCAGUGUGGUUACAACUACCACCACAUUGACCAAAGAACUGAAAACCAAAGUGACCACCAAAGCUGCACAGACACCAAAGGCAGCAGCCAGCAGAUGACAGAUGUCUACGCUGAAUUCAGAACUGAAUCCACAAGUACCAGAUAUGGAUCUGAGCAGACUGGGAGUGGUGACAAAACUGGAGCUAAUGCAGAGUAUCCAGAACAAUAUAAGAUCAGUGUUCAGUGUGAGGCUGAAGACUUAAGGGAUUAUGAAGCAGAGGAAAGAUUUCAAUACAUCACCAAAGGCGCAUAUGGAGAUCACCCCAAAAAUGCUUUUGAACUCCAUCACCCUCAGUACAGAGCUGCAGGUGAUUGUCAGUAUGAGACAGAGUGUGCGCACUGCCAGUAUGACGAGCCGUCAUUCUUCCAACCAGAUAUUCACCAUGAGAGUGAGGAUCAUGCCCAGUAUGUGCCAGAGGGAUACUUCCACUUCCUCCUCUCAAGGCCGUCUCAACACGGAGACAGUGCAGCUGACACGAUGAUGAUGACGAAGAUGGGCUCCAACCAGGAAGGUGCGGACGAGAUGGAUAACAGAGAAGAUCCCCCCUCCUCUCUGGAUUUGUCAGGAGGGUCUAGCCAAAGGAGGAAGCUGGCAGCUCCACCCAUGAACGUGAUACUGGACCGUAGCGAGGGGUCCCUCCUCUCAGACGAUGCCCUGGAUACAGGGGACGAGGCCUUUGAUACAGGGGAUGACCUGGAUAUCAACAUAGAUGAGAUGGACACGCCUGACGAGGCCGACUCAUUGGAGUUCAACAGAAGCGGAGACUCCAACCAGGAUGCGGGAGCGGAGAUGAAUGACACUAUCCCAGAAUACAGUGCGGCUGAGGAGCGCAGGGACAGCAGGCUGUGGAGGAGCGUGGUGAUUGGAGAGCAGGAGCAUCGCAUUGACAUGAAGUGCAUUGAGCCGUACCAAAGAGUCAUCUCUCAUGGAGGUUAUUAUGGUGGGCAGAACGCCAUCAUCGUGUUUGCAGCCUGUUUCCUACCAGACAGCGACUGCGACAAUUACCAUUAUGUGAUGGAAAAUCUUUUCCUGUAUGUAAUAAGUACUCUAGAGUUGAUGGUGGCAGAAGAUUAUAUGAUUGUGUAUUUAAACGGCGCCACACCACGCAGGAGGAUGCCUGGUUUUGGCUGGAUGAAAAAAUGUUACCAAAUGAUAGACAGGAGGCUGAAGAAAAACCUCAAGUCGUUCAUCAUCGUCCAUCCCUCCUGGUUCAUACGGACAGUGCUGGGAAUCACCAGACCCUUCAUAAGCUCCAAGUUCAGCAGUAAAAUCAAGUAUGUGAACAGUCUAGCAGAGCUGCGAGGAAUCAUCCCAAUGGAGUAUGUCCACAUUCCACCCAGUAUUAUCAAGCUGGAUAAAGAACUGCAGGAGGAGACAACUGCCAAUGCUGACAAGAGGGGAAACUCAGCUGUGUGACCGCCGUCAGACGCCUGGCUGCUGCCUGUCUCUCCCCGACUGCGUGCUGUACUCUACAGCAGCAUGAGGGUGUAUGGCACACUCACAUCGCUGUGAUACUAACAACAGGUUUGAAAGAAAAAAAGCUGCAGUGCAAGGCAUCGGGCACUUUGUAAUGUGCUGAUAUGCUCACUGAAGAAAGUACAAAUCUGAGUGUAUUGUGCAAACAGUACAGUGCAGAAAAGGACACUGCUGAAGUGAAGAGACUUUCUUCUGUGUUGCUAUACUGAACCCUUUAGGACAACAGUAUUCAACAGUGUACUCCUCUCAGUAGCUUUUGAUCUCUGUGACUUCCUCUUUACUUUAAAUCAGGACAGAAAUAGUUUAAUUCUUAUUUCUGAUAAUCAGGCGUGCAUGUUAGACUUUAUGGAACGGUUCACACAGCGUUGUGACAUGUCCUCAAGCUAACGAUGACAGUGUUAUUGUCCAUACUUUGGUGUCAGCGUUAUGUGCUGUCCUGUAGCCAUCUACACACUUUGAGCUAUGUGAACCUCCUGGCAUUACUAAUCUGUGGGUCCGGUGGCAUUUGUGUAUUAAUCUGUCCUGUCAGUUGCCAACCAUGCAUUGUGUUAACUACAUAUGACAAUAAUAGGAUGAAAACUCAUCACACCGUCUUCUCAUUUUCAAAUACUGCAAGGGCAAACGACCAACUGGGAAACGACAGGACCAAAACCAUAACCUCCUCCCAUCUCAUCACAGCUAUACUAAAACCUAAUUUAAUGUUCUUGUUGAAUAACUGGUGUAUUAGCUCUGCUGAAAUAUUUGACUCUCUACAGAUUGUAAUAUUAAGAGCCAUAAAGACUGGCAGCAGUGCUAAUUUGGUCCCUUAACCAUGCUGUAGCCUAAAGGUAAAACAUAUUAGGAAGGGCAUGUAUCGUCCAUUACCUGCAGUCAUGAUGUAGCAGAUUCCUAGUUUAGCAUUCUUUUAGAGGCAAGCUACAUUUAAGAGCAUGAAUGGUGAAAAGGCUU